CAGAGUGACUAAGAUCUGGUCAGUCUGGUGUGUUGGCUGUUUUUCACCCGUUUACUGCAGCACAUGGAUGGAUGCGCGAUUGCGCGGCUCUGAUUGGCCAGGCACGCGGGCUCCCUACGUGCCAUUACUGUUGUUCCGAUUCACAAGCUCAAGAACACCGCUGGACUCAGUGUACCCAUCUCUUGUUGGACUUGGAACUAAUCUUCAAUUAUUUAAAGCGGCGGCUCGCACCAUGGACGCUACCCUUUAUCCGAUCUUAUUUGGGGAGCUCGGGGACCUAAAUUGUAGUUUGAUAGAUGCUCUCCAAGACACUUUUUUGGAAAACGCUCCAUUGUCAUUGCUGAGCACUGAUGGUUUAUAUUGCAAUGCCACAACCGAUGAGAUUGGAACCUGCUGGCCGCGGAGCAGCACCGGGAGGAUUGUAGAGAGACCCUGCCCUGAGUACAUCAACGGGGUGAAGUACAACACAACCAUGAGUGCUUACAGGGAAUGCAUGGAUAAUGGGACGUGGGCAUUGAAAAGCAAUUACUCCAAUUGUGAACCCAUUUUGGAGGAGAAGAGAAAAUAUCCAAUGCAUUAUAAAAUAGCGCUGAUCAUCAACUACCUAGGUCACUGUAUCUCUGUGGGAGCUCUAGUCGUGGCCUUCAUUCUCUUCUUGUGCUUAAGAAGCAUACGAUGUCUUCGAAACAUCAUCCACUGGAACUUGAUCACCACGUUCAUACUGAGAAAUGUUAUGUGGUUUUUGCUUCAGUUGAUUGACCACAAUAUUCAUGAGAGCAAUGAGCCUUGGUGUCGAUUAAUUACAACAAUAUACAACUACUUUGUGGUGACAAACUUCUUCUGGAUGUUUGUUGAAGGAUGUUACCUACACACAGCCAUUGUAAUGACUUAUUCAACUGAUAAGCUCAGAAAGUGGGUCUUCCUUUUCAUCGGCUGGUGUAUUCCAUUACCUAUAAUAGUAGCUUGGGCCAUAGGAAAGUUGUAUUAUGAAGAUGAACAAUGUUGGUUUGGUAAAGAGCCUGGAAAAUAUAUGGACUAUAUUUACCAGGGACCAGUUAUUCUUGUGCUACUGAUAAACUUUGUUUUCCUCUUCAACAUAGUACGAAUACUUAUGACCAAACUAAGAGCUUCAACCACGUCUGAAACAAUACAGUACAGGAAAGCUGUGAAAGCAACACUGGUCUUGUUACCUCUGCUAGGCAUCACCUACAUGCUGUUCUUCGUGAAUCCGGGGGAGGACGACAUUGCACAAAUUGUUUUCAUCUAUUUCAACUCCUUUUUACAGUCUUUUCAGGGGUUCUUUGUGUCAGUGUUUUACUGCUUUCUAAAUGGAGAGGUACGUUCUGCAGUAAGGAAACGGUGGCACCGCUGGCAGGACAACCACGCCCUUCGAGUGCGAGUGGCUCGAGCCAUGUCAAUCCCCACGUCUCCAACCAGGAUUAGCUUCCACAGCAUCAAACAGACCACAGCUGUGUGACCAGAACAUAAUCUCUACGACAACAUCUAAGGGAACAGAUUUAAUAUUUUUGUCUAGUACAGACAAUAAAGUGAUUCACAGAACGGACUGAUUCCAAGGCCGUGAUGUGUCCAGUGUGACUGGAGAGCCAGGCAAUUUCUCUUGUCUGGUGAGAACAAUUUAUUGCAUCUAAAAGAAAACGUUAUGAAGUCAUAUGAAGUCCAAUGGGCACAUGAUUCUUGGAAAAUGUAUCUCCGGUGACAUAUUGUACAUGUGUUAGAGCAUUUGAUGUUUUCUAGAGUGUAUUAAAAAGCCUUAAAUGGCAUCAUCACCGAACUGUCACAUCACAGCGAGUCUUAUCUAUCUUCUUCUUUCAUCUUACUGCUUAAUGGUUGUUAGUGGAGCAAGAUAAUCCUACAGGAUUUGCAGAAGGAUGCUUCAGCAGCUCACGCACGUGUAGACAUCUGCUCCAUUGUUACUUAGUGAGAGACAUUGACCAAGCUGCACUCAAAAAUGCUCUCAGAUUUGUAUUUAGUGCAAUUAAUAUCAAAAUGCAAAAAUGCUCUUUGAGUUAAAUGUUUUUUGUCACCAACAGCUGCGUUUGACUGCUAGAAAAGAGGCUUUGGGAAAGAAAAGAUAAUUAAACAUAAAAAACUAUGGUUUAAAAGACAUAAGAUUUAAAAAAUGCACUAUUUCUCUUGUGAAAAGAAAAUGGAACACUUUUCAACACACAAUCUCAAUACAUGGUGAUACAUUUUGGUCAAUAUGAGAUGAUUUUAUACAAACAAGCCAUUCUAAUGAAGCCUCUAUAAUGUGUCUUCAGAGCAGUCUUCACUUAAAGUCUGUGUUCUUUUAUUUUUUUUCAUACUGUACUGUUGUGAACAUUGUUAAAAAACUUGUUCAGCUUCCUCUCUGUCACCUCAAUUUUUCGCUUCCCCUUUGCUGGGUUUUGCUUUUUUUCUUUCUCCUCAGAGGAGGGUGUGAACAAUUUACUGUAAUGCGUCGUGUUAAAGACUGAUGGAUGAGCAAUCCCAAAUUACAUCUCUCUUCCAAACAAGUAAAGAUAAGAUUAUAUAUUACAUACAGUAGAGUUGGGGAAAGUGAUUCUAAGUCAUUUAUGUAAUGUACUGUAUAUGUAUGGAUUCUCCAUGCAGGCACAGUGGAAGCAGAUUCAAUUCUUUUGGCUUUCUGAAAUCCUUGUGGCUUUUCUAGUAAUCAGUGUCACAACUAAGCUGCUGGUUUAAGAGAAGAGAAGCUUGAUGAAGUGAGCACCAAACACUUGCCUGUAAUGCCCACUCUUACAUUGGCUCAGGCUGCUCACACACUAAUGAGAACAACCAUCUAUCUGCAAGGUCAAACUCCAAAAAUAUUUUUUGUUUUCUCUAAAAGGAUAAGGAGGGGAGAGGAAAUGUCAGCUUUGAAAAGGAUUAAAAACGAUCAAAAAAGUCUGAAUUAUGUUGCAAGCUUAAGUUUUGAUGCAGAUGGUCCUUUAUGUGUACCUAACAUUUGCAUAACAUCAGAAGAAGAUUUCUGUCAGGGGGUACAAUUAAGAAUGUUUAAAGGAAUAGUUCGACAUUUUUGGAAAUAUACCUAUUCAUGUGCUUGCGGAGCGUUAGAUGACAAUAGAAACAGAUAGCUUGGCUCUGUUCAAAGGAGUCUCCACUGGUUGCCUGGCAACCUAAUGGAACCUCAUAAGCUAAGCUUACAAGCUGCUGCCUAUAGUUUCAAAUGUAACCAACAGUCACGAAAGUGGUAUUGAUCUCAGCAAGAAAACAAAUAUGCAUAUUUUCAACAAUUUUGAAAAUAAAUAAUCUUAGGUGUAUUUCAGUUUGGGUUUGUAUUUAUUUAUUUGUGUUUUCUGUAGUUAUUUGCAAUGUUAUUUCAUACUUUUAUCAGGACUAAAUCCACUGGAUCUACUUUAGAUUUGGAUUUUCAAAAGUAAGAGAAAAAAUACUGAAUUUCUGUGGUCAAAUUAGUUUGAGGGUGUUGUAUGAGUAUACAAUAUAUCAUACUUUCUUGUAGUAAAUUGUAAAUUUUACAUUUGUAAAUUGUUGUUACAUUACAGCAGACUUUUUGUUGUUGCUGCUUGACUGGACUGAUAUCAAAUGUUGAUGAUCAUCCAAAGCGAUUUUGAUGUAAAUAUUUUAGUGUAACUGUUUCCACCAUCACAACUCAUGCAGCUGUAACACUGCUAAUCUUUCCAUGACCUCAUCAUUUUAUGUAAACAUGAAAAGUACAUUAUCUAGCCAAAUAUUUCCAUACAGAAGUAAGAAAACAAAUAAUUUGUUCAAACUCACCAAAGAGACAAACCAUGUUUACCAGCAUUUAUUACUGUCUACAUAUUUUUAUUGUUGCAAUUGCACUUUGUAGACCCAAUCUUGUUGACUUUAUUUUGUGCACCAUUUAUUGUACAUGAUGUGAUUCCAGAUUUGUUAACUUAAUACUGUACAUGAAUACAUUUGACUUACUGAUUCUAUAGAAAACCUUGUUUUGUUGAACCACCCAUGUUGCCUUAAAAACAAAAGAAAAUGUAGCUAAUGUCUCUGUAAAUGAUGUAUCAUUGCAUUCCUGAUAUACAUUUGUACAUGCACAUGUGAAAGGGAAAAAAUUGAUUUGAAUAAAAUUCAUACAAUUUUU
Perca fluviatilis (European perch) is the source of this 4093-nucleotide messenger RNA. It is a transcript of the gene crhr2, whose product is annotated as corticotropin-releasing factor receptor 2. Gene Ontology annotation, molecular function: peptide hormone binding; G protein-coupled peptide receptor activity; corticotrophin-releasing factor receptor activity. The record is from RefSeq and is a predicted model, not a curated record. The transcript has 12 exons. Gene Ontology annotation, cellular component: axon terminus; dendrite; plasma membrane. Lineage: Eukaryota; Metazoa; Chordata; Actinopteri; Perciformes; Percidae. Bases 68 to 1477 code for a protein of 469 amino acids. Gene Ontology annotation, biological process: adenylate cyclase-modulating G protein-coupled receptor signaling pathway; cell surface receptor signaling pathway; long-term synaptic potentiation.